This is a messenger RNA of Schistosoma bovis, 1511 nucleotides long. The record is from the annotation of a GenBank genome assembly. Lineage: Eukaryota; Metazoa; Platyhelminthes; Trematoda; Strigeidida; Schistosomatidae.
AUUUAGAUAAGAGAGAUGGGGCAUAACUAUUCAAAUCUAGGGAAAACAAAGUGCUCUAAGCUAUGUUGGAACAAAGUGCCAAUGUCUCACCUUUUACGCCAAGGGAAGACAAAACCUGUUGGAUUUGUUUGAGUUCUGAAGUAGACGGUAACUCAGCCAACUUAUGGAGCAGACCUUGUCGCUGCCGUGGCGCACUGAAAUGGGUUCAUCAAACGUGUCUUCAAAGGUGGAUUAGUGAACAACAACACAGCAGAGGAGAAUCGAAUUCUAUUUCAUGUCAGAUAUGUAAUACACCAUAUAUAAUAGUUUAUCCUGAUUGCGGAUUUUUCUAUGAUUUUCUUCAGUCUGUUGACCAAAUUACUCGCUCUCUAUCAUUUGUUCUUACUGGUGGAAUUAUUUUCGGCUCAUUUUACUGGUCUGCUGUAACGUACGGAGCUGUAACAGUAAUGCAAGUUUAUGGACAUCGUCAAGGUUUACAAGCUAUGCGGCUCACAGAUCCUCCUCUUCUACUGCUAGGUCUCCCGACUAUUCCUUUGUGUCUUGUUUUGGCGAAAGCAGUUCAAUGGGAAAGUAGACUGCUUAUGUUAUGGAGGAACCAUAUAAGUCGUUUACCCUUUAUUCAGCUGUUCAGACGCAAAGAUCUUCCAACCUGGCCUGUUAAUGAUGUUGAUAUAGAACUACGCCCAGAACUCUCUGAUAUACCUCGUUUAUUUUGUAGUGCAUUAGCUCUUCCAACAAUAUCUACCGUUCUGGGACACUUAUUAUUUAAACGAGUGCAGUCUGCUACACACAGAGUUCUCCUGGUAAGAUAAUUUCUCUCCACGUGUUUUAUUAGAUUGGUUGAUAUAUAUAUAUAUAUAUAUAUAUAGUGACGAUUGUAGCGAUUUUUUAAACUGCGAUGUGAUUAAAAGGAUCCAGACAGUUUGUGUUCUGUUAUUUAAAAGAAGAGAUUUCCAAGUCAAAUUAUAAUAAAGUCAUUAUUCUGCUAUGGAGUGGAAAACAGGCUAUUCGAAAUUCAUUUGAUCAACUGCUGUACUUUUCAGCAUCGUAUUGUAUAGCACGUUUCUGAACGUAGUACAAGUUUGUACUUUCACUUAGAUUCAGAUGCCACUCGUUUGAAAUAAUAAGUUUGUGCAUCUUGAUUGUUGUGUCAAUGAAACAAUGCAAUAUUAAUUCUAGAUGGUUAAUUGUAUCCUAUAUCAGUAGUAAUUUAUAAGCUAUUCUAACUGUCUCAGUUAUCAUUCAGAAACUCAUUGGUUCAUCAUGCAGAUUCGAUUAAUCAAUUUAAUUGAUUUAUUUCUUUAAUUUUCUUUACUAGGGUGGUUUGACGUAUCUUGGAGUGAAAGGGCUACUGACCAUAUAUUAUCAAGAGUUGCAAUAUAUCCGUAUAUGCUAUCGACAAGUAAAAGAUUAUGAUGAAUAAUUAAUAUUGAGAUUUCACAGUGAUAUUAGAAUCAUUAUAUAUAUGUAUUAAUUGUACAGAACAAAUAUAUAAGCGUGAUAGUUUUGAG